This is a messenger RNA of Hypanus sabinus (Atlantic stingray), 5579 nucleotides long. RefSeq lists its product as uncharacterized. Bases 314 to 1450 code for a protein of 378 amino acids. The record is from RefSeq and is a predicted model, not a curated record. The transcript is spliced from 4 exons. NCBI's taxonomy places the organism in Eukaryota, Metazoa, Chordata, Chondrichthyes, Myliobatiformes, Dasyatidae.
UUUAGCGAAGGGGUUGAACCUCACAGAAGUGAGGUCGUCCAUGAAAAAGCAGGAGGUAUGAAGGGCCAUAAUCCAGUAUUACAUUGGGAAGAAGGUGUUUGAAGCUGAGGUUAUUGGGAUAUAUCCCUGAAAAGGUACCAUCAAGUGGGACGGUUCAGUUAGAGGUGGAGAAAUUAAAGUUGGAACAUGAAAUUAAGUUAAAAGAGCUGGAAGCGGCUGAGAGAGAGAGGGAGAGGCAAAGACAGCAUGAAAUUCAGCUAUAGAAGCAAACGAGAAAGAGAAACAGAGGCAACAUGACCGGGAAAUUGAGAAGAUGAAGAACGAGCGAAGAGAUCAAGGGUUAGACCAAGCAGAGUGGUUUAAUGUUAGUAGGGAGUUGAGAUUGGUGCCCCCGUUCGAGGAGACAGAUGUCGAUAGUUAUUUCUUGCUUUUUGAAAAGGUGGCAGUAAAUCAGAAGUGGUCAAAAGAGCAGUGGGUGGCAUUGUUACAAAGUGUGUUAAAGGGGAAGUCCCAACGAGCAUAUGUGGCGAUGUCCCUGGAGGAGGGAGGAGUGGAGAAUUAUGAUGAGGUAAAGGAGGCCAUUCUCCGGACUUACGAAUUGGUACCUGAGGCCUAUAGACAAAAGUUUAGAAAUUUAAGGAAAGGGUGGAAUCAAACGUAUACCGAGCUAGCCCAUGAAAAGGGGGUGCUCUUGGACCAUUGGUGCACCGCGGAAAGGGUGGACGAGGAUUAUGGGCAUCUCAGGGAGUUACUUUUGAUCGAGGAAUUUAAAAGUUGUGUUCCGGAGGAGAUCCGGAUGUAUUUGAAUGAGAAGCCUGAUAAGUCCAUGUCAGAAUUUGCUAGGUUUGCGGACGAAUAUGUCCUAACCCACAAGACAAAGACUUCCUCGAAUAAAGGUCCCCAGAGAGACCGUGGGAACGAUCAGGAAAGUCCGACGAGUGAGGCAGAGGUUCCACUGGGAGCUAGCGGUAAGGUUGAGGGGGAAAGGCAAGACGACCAGAAGGUUCCGGGUUUGACCUGUUUUAAUUGUGGAAAGGAGGGGGCACGUUGCAUCUUGAUGCUUUGCUCCGAGGAAGGGAAAGCCGCAGUCCCUAUCAGGUGUGCCGUGGUAAUCAGCAAAUCGACCAGAGAGCUGAGGGUAGACAGAGUACGAGAAGGCUCUGGGAGCUGUCUGUCACACGGAACCGUGUCUGUGACGGAGGGAGACACACCAGUUCCCGUACGAAUCUGGAGGGAUACGGGCGCUGAACUAUCCCUGGUUAGCCAUAAGGUACUAGAAUUUGGUCGGGGAAUGGGCAUGGUAAAGGUGGAAGGAAUAAAUAAAUGGAUAGAAAUGGUGCCCUUAUAUAAGGUCAUUCUGGAUUGUGAGCUGGUGUAUGGAUCAGUUGAAAUAGGGUGCCCUCAGAAUUCCCGAGAGCUGACGUGGACAUCCUGCUGGGGAAUGACUUAGCAGGGGGUAAGGUUUGGUCAGCCAUGCUGCUGACCUGGUGACCGGCGAGUGUGGUGACCCCGCCCCUAGCGCACAAGGACCAUCUCACCAGCGCAGUCACUCGCAGCAUGUCGAGAGAGACAGCUGUGAACGAGAGCAGUUUAAAUCUGGCCAGUUUUGAUUUGGCCGAGACGUCUUUGAUAACCCUGUGCCAUGAGGGUUUAGAGGGUGGUAAGACGAAGAGUAGUAAAGUGAAAGGACGUAAGGGAAAGGAGAUAGAUCUGCCCUUAGUGAAGAGAAAGGUCCUAAAGGUAGGAAAUAAAGAUGAGAGACAGAUAAAGCUGUUAAAAGGUCCCGAGUUGGAAAUGGAUGAUCUGUCUGGUUUGGCAGAAUUGUUUGAAGAGAGUUCUAAAGGUGUUCCCGAUAAUGAAGUGAGGGCAGUCCCAGAUGGAAAGGGUAUCCUUGCCUCGAAGGAGUCUGCUGAAAGGGCCGAGGAGGUUGUUUCAGCUCGCAGGGUUGCGCCUUCCCUGGGGGGGGGAGCUGCCCAGAGAGUAACUGGGAGAAUCGGGGGAAGUUCGAAUUUGAAAAAGGUACGGGUGUUGAAAGCCUGGAAGAGGCAAAUGUCCCGUUUGAGUGUGUCCAAGUUGGGGAUGCACGUUGUGCUGAACCUGGUAACGGAGCUCAGAAGAAGUCUGAGGUAUCUGAUUCAGGGGAACGGGGUAUCCGUCCUUGUGACUUGGUUCAGUGAUUAGUAUUCGCGUAAACUUUUGUAAAUGCACCUAAGCUAAGGUCACACCUCCUUAGUUUUGUUGCUUAAGAAAAAAAAUAAAUUGGUGGUUAUUGAAUUGAAGUCUGAUGUACGGUUCGCAAUGUUAAGAUAUUAAAGAAAGGGACACUGUAAUCGUUAACUAUUUAGAUACUGACUUGAAUGUAUAACGGUAGUAUUCUGUGAAAAGAAAAACUUGUGUAUUGUGUUAGAUUCAAAACUCCUGUAAGACUGUGGACCACUCUGUUUUAACCGCUGGUAAAAACGUUUUAAGAGGGGAGGUGUUAUGAUCCCAGCCCCCUCCUUUGUGAGAAUCGCAAGAGCACCCGUUGAAAGGGGGGGGGGGGGGGAGGUCAGUAGACCCAGUAGGAGAGAGAGAGAGAGAAAUGUGCUAAAUUGCACGUCCCACCCAGGAUACAGAAUAAGACGACAGCGACUAUUGUCUCAUGGAGACCACGUGAAAAGCCCUCGGGCAAGGUGGGCUGGUUGAGAGAGAGAUUGCAUCAUCCCAACCUGAUUGACACCUGCGACCCCGUGGGGAAGUAUAAAGGAGAGUCUCAGGGGGACAGCCCCCUCAGACGCACCAAGAAGACACGAGAGAGUGAUCCCGCAGCAGCGGGAAGCCAUUCUGAAGGAAACCACGUGCGUUAGAUUCCGGGAUUGGAAUUUGUGGCUGGAAUCACAGAAAACCGCUUUUAACUAACAUUGGGGAGAGGGAACCAAUGCUCCCCCUCGAUUUCACGGAAGCCUCAUCAAGACUCGGCAAGUUCUUUCUCUUCUCCCCAAUCUCUCUCUCUCGGUCGCCCCACGUGAAACCCAGUGAUUUUCAAAGGGCUGAGGCCGGCAGCCUUCUGAGUGACUUUUAUAUUUCCAACGGACAAUCUAUUAACCCCUAGACAUCAGCAGAGCUCACUUAAAAAUGAUGAUGAUUAAUAUACCCGCGCUUUAGAUUGAGUGUUGACGAUGUGCACUAUCUGAAUGUAUGUAUUAACCUUACUUUUGUGUCCCUUUAUAAAUAAAAACGUUUGAAAAUAGUGACAUCAGACUUCAACGGACCUCUCUGUCUUUGCUGGUAAGUUCUCCAGUUACGGGAUACGUAACACCGUGUUGGGUUGAGCAUCAAGCUAGCAACUUGGCCUUGUAAAAAACAGACAAAGAAUUCCAAAGGAACGGCAAGGUUGCCGCCAAAUGCACCGCAAGGUGUGAAAAGGAACAACAACAGUACGUUUGCAUGUCAUCCAGCAAUGCGGCGCUCCAUCAAUACAGUUUCAGAUCUGGAUGUUGCUGGCAAUGCCAACACAUACUCUGCAGGAUCUGGCAUGGCUGGAGUCAGAGUCAGAUCCCACAAUUUCCUUUGUUAACCUAUCCAUAUUAGGUUUGUAUACAAUGAUUGAGACUCCACAGUCCAUCUGGGAUAAAGAAUUCCAAAGAUGUUGAUACAUUAGAAAAACAGAAGGCUAUGGGUAAUCUCUAAACUGAAAGGAAUUUUGCCUUGGACAUCUUCGUUGUAUAUGGCAAGGCACUGCUGACAGGUUCAUUGAGACGGUCUCAGAACAGAUCAGGCAGCUUAAAGCCAGGCAUCCACAAGACUCUGUGGACUAACUGCAGCAGGGGAAGCGUACACCGCUGUCAACCUCACAACCUGGCGUAUCCCUCGCUCUACCACUGCUGUCCAGUCAGAGGAGGGACUCUGAGUUCCAAUGAGGCAUGCAGAGGGUCUUGCCUGAACACUGUGGCUGAAAACUAUCUCUGGAGGCAAAAGGUGUAAACAGAUGCUUUGGGUUGGCAUCAGUACUGAGAGGGAAGAGCACAGGUUUUCUGUUUAAGGCAGUGUGUAUGGAGGCUAGGGGAUGAUGUGGAACCAGAUUAGGAGGGGACAAUGAGUAGACUGAACUAGAUGGAGAAAAGGGGUGGGACAAAGGCUCGUGGAUGAUAGGUGCAGUAAGCUGCAUCCCCAUGCCAACAAGAAUGUAAAAGGACACUUUCUUUUUUAAGGCUGUCGACAGUCGAGGGAAAAUGUAACCCAUGACUGGCAAUAGUCUUGACAGCCUUGGAAUGGCUGAGCAGACGCAAUGUGCCAAAUGGCCUAAUUCAGAUCUAAUGUCUUAAGAAAAGCUUGGAUAAGUGUAUAGAUGGGAGUGGUAUAGAGGCUUAUCCUCCAGGUGCGGGUCGAUGGGACUUGGUAGAAUAAUAGUUUGGUAUGGACCAAAAGACCUGGUGCUGUAGUGUUCUACGGCUCUACUCCUCUGCAACGCUUGUUCCUUGCAGAUAAUGAGGACUUGCUGUGCUCUUUUAGGUGGAUACAGAAGAUCCAUUGGCAUUAUUUUACAAAAGAUCAAGGAGCUCUCCUUGGUGCCACAGCCAAUAUUUAUCCUUCAGUUAUUAUCAUUAAAAGAAAUAGAUAACCUGGUCAUUAUUGUAUUGUUGUUCGUCUACAAAUCAAUUGAUGCUCUUCCUAUAUUAUCACAGUAAAUACAUCUGAAUUUCUUCAUUGGCUGUAAAGUGGGAAGAAGGGUCGCAGAGUGGAGCAUAACGUUAUUACAGCAUCAGUGAUCAGCAUUCAAUCCCUGUCUCUGUAUGUAAGGAGUUUAUAUAUUCUCCCUUUGACAAUGUGGAUCUCCUUCAUGUGCUCCGGUUUCCUUCCACAUUCUGAAGAUGCAGGGUUUAGUAGGUUAAUUGGUCACAUGGGUAUAAAUGGGCUUGUUUGCCAGAAGGGCCUUUUAUUGUGCUGUAUCUCUAAAUAAAAAAUAAAUAAUGUACGUGGGUUCGCCUGGAAAUGAACAUGAUGUUAGGAGAUAAAGAGGGAUAGAGAAGAGAGAGGAGAGGGGAGGGGAGGAGAGGAGUGGAGAGAGUGAGAGAAGAGAGAGAGAAGGAGAGAGAGAGGAAGGGGGAAGAGAGGGAGAGAGAAGGAGAGUGGGAAAGGAGAGAAUGAGAGAGAGGGGGAGAGAGAGAUGAGACAGAGAGGAGAGAGAGUUGAGACAGAGAGGAGAGAGAGAUGAGACAGAGGAGAGAGAGAGGAGAGAGAGAUGAGACAGAGAGAGAGAGAGAUGAGACAGAUUGGAGAGACAGAUGAGAGAGAGAUGAGACAGAGAGGAGAGAGAGAUGAGACAGAGGAGAGAGAGAUGAGACAGAGAGGAAACAGAGAUAGAGAGAGAAUGAACUAAAACUUUUGUUUCUCUUUCCUUUAUAUAUUCAUCUUUGCAAUAGGACACACAAAAUUCAGCAAAUCCUUGCAAAAGGUGUGUGCCAAAAUUCAGAGAAUAGAUACAGAAAGAGCUUAUGCCAUUGAAUUGUGAUUCAGUCUCUGAGUCUGAGAAUCAGUGUAAAGCUUUAGUAAACUGGACAACAACCAAUUACAUAACUGAUUGCAGUUGCAUUUCCAGG